This is a messenger RNA of Oncorhynchus keta (chum salmon), 1383 nucleotides long. RefSeq names its product proline-rich protein 2-like. The coding region runs from base 1 to 1383 and encodes 460 amino acids. NCBI's taxonomy places the organism in Eukaryota, Metazoa, Chordata, Actinopteri, Salmoniformes, Salmonidae. The record is from RefSeq and is a predicted model, not a curated record. The transcript has 12 exons.
AUGUCGGCGCCCCUGCCCAGUCAAGUGGGUGGACCCAGGCCCACCUAUGACGGCGCCCCUGCCCAGUCAAUCAAGUGGGUGGACCCAGGCCCACCUAUGACGGCGCCCCUGCCCAGUCAAGUGGGUGGACCCAGGCCCACCUAUGACCGCGCCCCUGCCCAGUCAAUCAAGUGGGUGGACCCAGGCCCACCUAUGACCGCGCCCCUGCCCAGUCAAGUGGGUGGACCCAGGCCCACCUAUGACGGCGCCCCUGCCCAGUCAAUCAAGUGGGUGGACCCAGGCCCACCUAUGACGGCGCCCCUGCCCAGUCAAGUGGGUGGACCCAGGCCCACCUAUGACGGCGCCCCUGCCCAGUCAAUCAAGUGGGUGGACCCAGGCCCACCUAUGACGGCGCCCUGCCCAGUCAAGUGGGUGGACCCAGGCCCACCUAUGACGGCGCCCCUGCCCAGUCAAGUGGGUGGACCCAGGCCCACCUAUGACGGCGCCCCUGCCCAGUCAAUCAAGUGGGUGGACCCAGGCCCACCUAUGACGGCGCCCCUGCCCAGUCAAGUGGGUGGACCCAGGCCCACCUAUGACCGCGCCCCUGCCCAGUCAAUCAAGUGGGUGGACCCAGGCCCACCUAUGACCGCGCCCCUGCCCAGUCAUGUGGGUGGACCCAGGCCCACCUAUGACGGCGCCCUGCCCAGUCAAGUGGGUGGACCCAGGCCCACCUAUGACCGCGCCCCUGCCCAGUCAAUCAAGUGGGUGGACCCAGGCCCACCUAUGACCGCGCCCCUGCCCAGUCAAGUGGGUGGACCCAGGCCCACCUAUGACCGCGCCCCUGCCCAGUCAAUCAAGUGGGUGGGCCCAGGCCCACCUAUGACCGCGCCCCUGCCCAGUCAAGUGGGUGGACCCAGGCCCACCUAUGACCGCGCCCCUGCCCAGUCAAUCAAGUGGGUGGACCCAGGCCCACCUAUGACCGCGCCCUGCCCAGUCAAGUGGGUGGACCCAGGCCCACCUAUGACCGCGCCCCUGCCCAGUCAAGUGGGUGGGCCCAGGCCCACCUAUGACCGCGCCCUGCCCAGUCCAGUGGGUGGACCCAGGCCUAUGACCUCCAUGGACCGCCCCCUGCCCAGUCAAGUGGGUGGACCCAGGCCCACCUAUGACCGCGCCCCUGCCCAGUCAAUCAAGUGGGUGGACCCAGGCCCACCUAUGACGGCGCCCCUGCCCAGUCAAGUGGGUGGACCCAGGCCCACCUAUGACCGCGCCCCUGCCCAGUCAAUCAAGUGGGUGGACCCAGGCCCACCUAUGACCGCGCCCCUGCCCAGUCAAGUGGGUGGACCCAGGCCCACCUAUGACGGCGCCCCUGCCCAGUCAAGUGGGUGGACCCAGGCCCACCUAUGA